Prunus armeniaca (apricot) is the source of this 333-nucleotide messenger RNA. NCBI's taxonomy places the organism in Eukaryota, Viridiplantae, Streptophyta, Magnoliopsida, Rosales, Rosaceae. The record is from the annotation of a GenBank genome assembly.
AUGAGAGCUAGGUUUUUGUUUGUGAGACUUCUUUUUGACAGUACCGAUUUUGUUGCAAGGGAGAAUGCAAUAAAAUUAUACAAGGGUUAUUGGGAUAGCUUCUUUGCAAAUGAAGCUGAAUUUGUGGUGAUGUGGCAUAUUCAAUUGAGAGCUCAUAAUCCUAUUACUUCUAACAAAGAUAAUCUUGUUACUAAGCAAAAAAUGAGCUAUGAGGUUAAAUUCAUUAUUUCUAAGUGGAUGGUGGAUGAACAUCCCAUCCAUUUUCUCAUCUCUGUAAGAACUUGUGCGGAGCAUGGCACCCAUUUGGAGAAUGAAGCAUGGUUUGACUUGUGA